UUAACAAAGGUCUACGCAUGGGAUCUAACAUAGAUUACGACUAAUUGUUGCUUUACAGAUAAGUUACAUGAAAAUAUAUAUUUUAUUUCUCAGCAUAAACAUCCAAUAUGUAUUUUCCUUUCAGCAAUAAACCAGCCCUCAAAUAGAAUGGACAAAUUCAGACUCCUUGAGUACAGUCGGAUUUAUAUAUUCAGUGUAGUAACAUAAAAAAAAAAAUCUUAAAUAUAUAAUCAAAGUAUAAAGUGACCGGAUUGGAAUUUAAAAACAAACUGCAAUCAAGACAAAAAGGUAAGCUUGAAAAGUUUUUUAGAUGCAGAUCUGUUUGGAAUUUUUCAAAAAGACAUAAUACUUUGAACACUAGAUACAGCUAAUAGUUUCAAACAUAAAUUCGGAAAAAAAAAACCAGGACCGUUUUAUACAAUGUGGGUAGACAUGUCCAAUACACUAAAAUCGAUCGAACCGUACAAAACCGAACCGAAAUAGAAAAUAUGGUUUGGUUUUGGUAUGUACCAUAUAAACUGAGUGGGUGUGAUUUUAUAACAACCGUAUGAUUUGGAUUUCGUUUGGUUUAUAACCAAUUAAACCGAAUAACCCGAACAAAACCGAUCGCAAAUAGCAACAUGUAAAUAUGUACAUAUUUUAUAUCGUCAAAUGAAAAUCUAUUUGUUAUAUAAGUUAUUUUUUCAUUACACUGCUCAUAUCAUAUUUUUAUUAGUAAUAAAGAAUCAUAAUUUGAAAAAUACUUAAAAUAUAAUUAAAAGACUGUCAUGGUUCUUUUUUCUUAGUCUUCUUCUUUUAAUAUUUUUUCUUUCUUUUACCAUAGAUUGAUGGAUCAUAACUCGAAAAAAACUUCCCAACUUUUUCCUUAUUUAUAAACGGACAAAGUUUCAUUUGAAGAACCAUGACUUUGAUGAACACUACUAGAACAUGAAAGAGUGGAAAAAAUUUUCUUUCAUGCUUUUCUCUGUUUUUUUUCCAAAUUUCGAUAUUUGAAUUGAAUUAUAGAUUUAAUUAUUUCAUCUGAAGGUAUAAGCGUUUUUAUUUUUUGCUCUUCUAUUUGAAAAUAUAAACCGAAACUAAAUGACUCUAAAAUUUAUAUAAUAUGAUCCCAAACUAAAUUAUUUUGUUUUGGUAUAAAAACGAAUAAACCGAAAACAGACGGUAUAUAAACCGAACCAAACCAAAGUUAAUAUGGAUUUAGAAUGGGAGUUAUAUUUUCUAACCGAAAUACCGAGAAACCGAAAAACCGAAUCGAAACCGAACCGAUAUCCGGAUCGAACACCCCUAAUUGUGGGACCCACAUGUUUUUAAUUAUUUCAAAUAGUUGUCCAAAAAAUAUUGAAUUUUUUUUUAAAAAAUGUACUGUUAUGGGUUCGUCUUUUAUUUUGUGGGCUUCGCCGUCUUCUACGAGAUUUUUCUUACAAGGGCGCUUCCUCUUCCCCAAUUUAUAUAUUACUGAUCAUUAUGACUCGAUCUCUGCCGUGUUCGCGAUUCCUCUACCUGUAACGUCUUCACCCCCUUCCUAUAUAUAUCAAUAUCGCCUACAGUCAGCUGCUCCCGUCCCUACCACCGCCGUCUAUACCGCCGCAGACGCUAACGCAGCCGUCACCUACUCUACGUUCAACAGUCUCCGCCUCGGUAGAUCCGCUCAGUCCAUUGUUGGUCGCCUCAUCCGGUUCUGGGAUACUCAUAACUUCAACAAAAAUGGAGACUUUAUGGGAAUAACUAUUCUCCUCCUCGAUGAACAGGACUCGGUGAUCAAUGGUUUCAUUCCCGCAAACCUCACCAGCCAGCUCCGGUCGUCUUUAAAAGCCGGUUCUAUUGUGAGAUUGGACGGUUUUGAAGUUGAUCAAAUCCCUCACAUGUACAAGAUCACUGAACAUCAGUUCGUGAUCCGUUUCAUCUCUUCAACCCGUAUUGAUGAAGUCUUCGCUGACGGUCCUGUAAUCAAGUCCGACAAAUUCAUGGUGAGGCGUAUUGACCAUCUUCAAGUGCUUGCCAACACCAACUUGGAGCUCUCAGAUGUUGUGGGUGAAAUACGGUCCGUCAAAGGCUCCGAUCUCCAGAACAACGCAGCCACAAGCAGAAUUGUUGUUCGCCUCUAAUCGAAAUGACUGUGACCGUCAACGUAUAUUUGUGGGACGAGGCUGCAUCAACUUUUAGGGGCCUCUUGAAAGCAGGAGACAAAUCUCAGUCCGUUGUGUUACUGACCUCAGUUAAUCCUAAACUGUUUGGAGGUAAGGACCAUGCGCCUUCUUAUUCAGUUGAAUGUGUGCAUAUAGUUUACUGCCAAAAACCUCUUACAUGCAAUCUUAGCUUAGAAGUGCUUUUCUAAAUCUGGUGAACUGUAUUUAAACUCCACACAAGGAACUUGGUUCUUCUUUGACACCGCCGUUCCUGAAAUAGCAGAGUUUGUCGGCAGGUAAUAAUAUCAUAUAUGUAACGGUCCGGUUCCUAGCCCAAAAAAAUUCUUAAGGAGAGACCGUUAGGACUGCAGCCCAUUAGGGUAAAUGACCUACGAUUCCCUCCUUUUCCUAUAAAUGAAGCUGCCUCCUCUUACUUUUCUCUCAUUCUGAAACUUGAGCGAAGCUCUGCAGAGAUUUAGAGAGACUAGGAAACCCUAGCCGUCAAGUUUCUCUUUUCAUUUUCUCUCUUCUUCUCUCACGCCUCUCUCUCUCUCUCUCUCUCUCUCUCUCUCUCUCUCUCUCUCUCUCUCUCUCUUUUCUCUUUCCAUUGGAUCUCUUCCACUCUCCUCGCCACGAGUCCCCUCGAGAGCAAGCCGAACAGCCGGUGGGGGUGGUGGUGGUCGUCCAAGUGGUGGUGGGGUGACCGUCCGAGUGUGGUGAUGGUGGUGGUUGUGUGGUGUUGUGGUGGUGGGGUGACCGUCUCUCUCUUGUUUACUUGUUUCAGAUCUGUUCAGAUCUCCUCUCCCUUGUCUCUUGUUUCCAGAUUCGGAUCCAGAUCUAGGCUAAGGUGGAGUGUCUUGAACCCAUCUUGUUCCCAUGUACUGUAUACUCCUUUAUGUUGGAGUUAGGUUUGAUUAGACCCUGUUUGAAAGUUAGGAUGAUAGAACAUGGUUAUUACUAGGUUGAUAGAUGAAUGGAUCAUGAUGCAUAAGAACCAUCAUACUGUUAAAUGGGACUUAAUGAACUGUCUUGUGUUGUUGUGGUGAUGAUUGAUUGGUAAUGGAUACUUGUAUGUUUGGAUGUGUAGUCCCAUGAGUGGUUUGUGAUUAAAGCUAGGAUGCUAGAAAGAAGUGAAUGCUAAGAUGAUAGAUGACUACUGAUUGUUAAUGAUACUGUAAGUGAAACCUGAGUGUGAUGUGUAUUGUGUGUGACACCGAUAACGGGUGGCGUCUAGUGAAUGAGUUCAAAUACGAGUCUAAGUGUAAAGGAAAGUGAAUGAGAAUGAGAAUGAGAAUGGAUAAGUGAAAGUGAAUAAGGAUGUGAAAGGAUAAGUGAAUGUAUAAGUGAAUAACGUUAAGGUUACGCAUGGGUUGGUAAAUCAUAUAGAGUCUAGAGGGAGUAUGUGGGGUAGUAGUUCUACGCUAGGCAUCCAUAGGAGCUGUGGUGGAAUCCACAAGAAUAUGGAGGCACCCAUAGGAGCUGUGGUGGAAUCCACAAGAAUAUGGGGUAGAAGUCUAGCGAGAGCUACCCACGGAGAAAGAAAAGAUGAGCCAGCCGCGAGAGGCGGGAUAUAAAAACGUGCAUUGUAGAGUCCUUAGUUCAUGGUCGGGUAUCUGGGUGCUAAAGGUGUCAUAAGAUUGAGUCGGUCUGGUAUGUCGAGUCGGUUAAGUCUAUGGUUUGACGUGUGUGACAAUGAGUGAGAUCAUUGUACUGAUUGAUCGCUAGGUUGUUAGAAAUGUAUAGAAUUGAAUGUGUGGAAAUAAAUGAUGAUGAUAUGAAAUGUUAAAAUGCAUCAACUGAUUGUAGUGGCUAGUCAGCCCUAGUUCCCGCAUAGAGUAGGAUAGAGUGUCAUGCGGGCAGGCUGGUCUAGAGUCACUUCACUGAGUAACUUGUUGCUCAUCCCUCCCUUUCCAUUUUCCUGUGCGCAGGACUGUAAGUAGAAGUAUAUGGAUGUGGGUGUGACGGUAUUUCAAAGAAGGUUAUGCGUCCGUCGACUCUUGGGACCAGUAACGGGACACAUAUGGUUGUCUAACUGAGUAGACACGUGUCCAUAACGCCCUUUCGAUAACCCCGGUCGGACGCUGGGGGAUCGGACCGUUACAAUUGGUAUCAGAGCGGGUUAAGAUCCCUUAGUUCUGUCGUAAAGGGUCAGCAUUUCCGACGUUUUCAAAAAAAAAAAAAAAAAAAAAAUUGUUUCAUUGAAAGAAAAGAGUUUGUGAAAGUUUUGAUUCUUCUAAGAGUUGUGAAACGAUUUAAAAACCACCCACCAUAUCUAUACGUCUAUUAUGGUUUUGAUCAGAUCCAUUUUACUUGCAGAUUUUUUUUUUCUAAGCUUAAUUCAUUCUUUGGUUUUAAACGAUCCUGAGCAAAGUUGUUCUCGCCUUAUAUGCUUCCCUUGUAUGAUAUGUGAUUGUGUGAGUCCAUUUCAAAAUCGGAUGUUAAGUUCGGAAGUUUAGGGCUUGGAAUUCGGGGACGAAUUUCGAUUAACAGGGGAGAAUUGUAACGGCCCGAUUCCUAGCCCAAAAAAAUUCUUAAGGAGAGCCCGUUAGGACUGCAGCCCAUUAGGGUAAAUGACCUAUGGUUCCCUCCUUUUCCUAUAAAUGAAGCUGCCUCCUCUUACUUUUCUCUCAUUCUGAAACUUGAGCGAAGCUCUGCAGAGAUUUAGAGAGACUAGGAAACCCUAACCGUCAAGCUUCUCUUUUCCUUUUCUCUCUUCUUCUCUCACGCCUCUCUCUCUCUCUCUCUCUCUCUCUCUCUCUCUCUCUCUCUCUCUCUCUCUCUCUCUUAUCUCUUUCCAUUGGAUCUCUUCCUCUCUCCUCGCCGCAAGUCCCCCCGAGAGCAAGCCGAGCCGCCGGUGGGGGUGGUGGUGGUCGUCCAAGUGGUGGUGGGGUGAUCGUCCGAGUGUGGUGAUGGUGGUUGCUGUGUGGUGCUGUGAUGGUGACCAGAUUUCGUCUCUCUCUUGUUUACUUGUUCCAGAUCUGUUCAGAUCUCCUCUCCCCAGGGCCGUGCCUGACUUUUACGGGCCCUCAAGCACAAAAUAUAUUUUUGGCCUUUCAAUUAUUUAUUAUGGAAAAACAUUAAAUUUAUGGGGCAAAGAAUCGAACACUCAACCCUUCGUAGGAAAGAAUUGGACAAAGACCAAUAGAACUAACUACACUUUGUUAAAAAAAUUGGCCCUUAAAAUACUUAUACACAUCAGGGCCCCAAGCAUGUGCUUGAUCAGCCUAUAGUCAGGCACGGCCCUGCCUCUCCCUUGUCUCUUGUUUCCAGAUCCGGAUCUAGAUCUAGGCUAAGAUGGAGUGUCUUGAACCCAUCUUGUUCUCAUGUAUUGUAUACUCCUUUAUGUUGGAGUUAGGUUUGAUUAAACCCUGUUUGAGAGUUAGGAUGAUAGGACAUGGUUAUUACUAGGUUGAUAGAUGAAUGGAUCAUGAUGCAUAAGAACCCUCAUACUGUUAAAUGGGACUUAAUGGACUGUCUUGUGUUGUUGUGGUGAUGAUUGAUUGGUAAUGGAUACUUGUAUGUUUGGAUGUGUAGUCCCAUGAGUGGUUUGUGAUUAAAGCUAGGAUGCUAGAAAGAAGUGAAUGCUAAGAUGAUAGAUGACUACUGAUUGUUAAUGAUACUGUAAGUGAAACCUGAGUGUGAUGUGUAUUGUGUGUGACACCGAUAACGGGUGGCGUCUAGUGAAUGAGUUCAAGUACGAGUCUAAGUGUAAAGGAAAAUGAAUGAGAAUAAAAAUGAGAAUGGAUAAGUGAAAGUGAAUAAGGAUGUUAAAGGAUAAGUGAAUGUAUAAGUGAAUAACGUUAAGGUUACGCAUGGGUUGGGAAAUCAUAUAGAGUCUAGAGGGAGUACGUGGGGUAGUAGUUCUACGCUAGGCAUCCAUAGGAGUUGUGGUGGAAUCCACAAGAAUAUGGGGUAGAAGUCUAGCGAGAGCUACCCACGGAGAAAGAAAAACUGAGCCAGCCGCGAGAGGCGGGAUAUAAAAACGUGCAUUAUAGAGUCCUUAGUUCAUGGUCGGGUAUCUGGGUGCUAAAGGUGUCAUAAGAUUGAGUCGGUCUGGUAUGUCGAGUCGGUUAAGUCUAUGGUUUGACGUGUGUGACAAUGAGUGAGAUCAUUGUACUGAUUGAUCGCUAGGUUGUUAGAAAUGUAUAGAAUUGAAUGUGUGGAAAUAAAUGAUGAUGAUAUGAAAUGUUAAUAUGAAUCAACUAAUUGUAGUGGCUAGUCAGCCCUAGUUCCCGCAUAGAGUAGGAUAGAGUGUCAUGCGGGCAGGCUGGUCUAGAGUCACUUCACUGAGUAACUUGUUGCUCAUCCCUCCCUUUCCAUUUUCCUGUGCGCAGGACUGUAAGUAGAAGUAUAUGGAUGUGGGUGUGACUAUAUUUCAAAGAAGGUUAUGCGUCCGUCGACUCUUGGGACCAGUAACGGGACACAUAUGGUUGUCUAAAUGAGUAGACACGUGUCCAUAACGCCCUUUCGAUAACCCCGGUCGGACGCCGGGGGAUUGGACCGUUACAAUUGGUAUCAGAGCGGGUUAAGAUCCCUUAGUUCUGUCCUAAGGGGUCAGCAUUUCCGACGUUUUCAAAAAAAAGAAAAAAAAAUGUUUUCAUUGAAAGAAAAGAGUUUGUGAAAGUUCUGAUUCUUCUAGGAGUUGUGAAACGAUUUCAAAACCACCCACCAUAUCUAUACGUCUAUUACGGUUUUGAUCAGAUCCAUUUUAGGGCAUCUCCAACCCUACUCCAUUUUCAACUACAAACAUCAUUAUGGAGUAAAAUCUUCUUCAACCCCACUCCAUUUUCAACUCCAAAAUGGAGUAAUGGCUAGGGUUACUCCAUUUAUGGAGUAAUCUUACUCAUUACUCCAUUUUGGAGUUGAACUUUUUUUAUUUAUAAAAUGGUCCUUUGAAUCUUUAAUGUUUUUAUUUCUUACUUAAAUAAUAUUUAAAAUGAUACAAUAACAUGAAAAUAAUAUAUUCCACAAAGGAUUAUUUAAUAAUUUUAAAUAAAUGCAUAAAAUAACAAAAAACAUAAAUAAUUAAAAUAAAAAUAACAUAAAAUAAGUAAUUAAUAAUCUGGAAAAUCUGUUCCGAAUCCGCUAAGGUCGGUGAAAUAUUGCCCAAACGGAGAAGUCUGAGAAAGAGCUUGUUGAUCUUGUGAUUCAGCAUUUCGCUUUGAUAUUAUUUGUAUUUGUUGAGCUUGAAUAUACGCACGAACAUUUGGAUCUUGUAUGGAACUCAAAUCACAAAGCAAAUUUUUGUUUUAUUCUUUGACUGCAAGAUUUUGCUUUUGAGUCUCCAUAUGGUGAAUCCUUUCUGUGCUUGUCUUCUUUAAUUGUUCCAUGAAUUGUUUAUUUCUUUCUUCUAAAGUUUUUAUAACAGUUGAUGAUUGAUCAUCAAGCUUUCUUUUCAUUUUUGACUUUUUCACCCCACUUGGACGUUUAGAGGAAGAUCUACUCAUAAUCUCAUCGUCAUCGUCUAAGUUUGGAGAAAAUGAAAACAAACCUGGAGAUACUUGUGUUGGAUAAUUAAUGACAUGAUCAUUAGGAGAUGUGGCACCAUCCAUAAACUUUUCAAAAAUUUUAAUCAUAUUCCAAACAUGAUCAAAUUUCCAACCCGUUUUGAAUUGUGGAUCUUCACUUAACAUUAUCUUGGCUUGAUUAAACUGCAUAUCAUUAAGAACAAAAAUCAAUAAUUUAAAAAUCUUUAACGAAAUUAUAAAUUAUAUAGUAAUACUUACAAUAUCAUUAUUCGAAGCACCACUAGGACGUCGAUUUUCGCAUUGUCUGAUGCAUGCAUGCAAUUUUUUUGUUGCUUUUUCAAUAGUUUGAAUUCAAGAUUGCACAGAUCUUUUUGUACGCUCACACCAAGUUAUCUUCCUUCCAUUUUCGUAACCUUUCAUCACACGGGACCAAAACACAUCAGAUGACUGAUAUGCACCUUUAAUUGGAUCUUGAGAAAUUUCCAUAUAAACUUCACAUAAAAGUUUAUCUUCUUCUUGAGAAUAUCCAGAAGAUCGAAUAGACAUUUUAUUAGUAGAGUGUAUAUAUUUUAAAAUAUUAUAUAUGGUGCAAGAAACACCAAUAUUUAUAAACGAAAAAGAUCUCUAAGCCAUGCUAUCGUGAAUAAAUUUUGCCAGUUUUCAAAAUGUGAUUUAUUUGUGGUCAAAAUAUAUUUUUCUAUGUCAUGCAAUCGUGACAAAAUUUUGUUAGUUUUCGAAAUGUGAUUUAUAUGUUAUGCAAACGUCAAACUUUCUUUUUCUAUGCCAUGCAAAGAUCAAACUUUCUUUUUCUAUGCCAUGCACAAGUUUACAAAGUCGUGAAUAAAUUUUGUUGGUUUUUCAAAAUAUGGUUUCUUUAACAUGCAAAGGUCAAAAGAUUUAUUCAAAGUCAGUCAGUCAAAAAUGUCAUACAAAACAUGGUUUCCAUGCCAUGCCAUGCACCAAUUGAACUUGGAAGAGAAGCUCCACCUCCGGAUAUCGAAAUUGCAGAAGAUGAAAAUGUCCGAUUUCAAAAUUUUCUUGCUCGAUUUAGGAAUAUCAAAGAUAAAGAAGCUCAUUUUUCAUUACGAAAUGCAUUAGUUGAUCAUUUGUGGGAAAAAUAUUCUAAUGCUCAUUGUUGAACCCACAUAUAUGUUGUCUUUUUUUAAUGAUUUCUUGUACUUUUUAAUAAUAAAUAUUUAAUUCAAAUAAUUUAUGUUUUAAUUAUUUAUUGUAAAUAUAAAAUAGUUGGGGUUAAUUGGUAAAUUUUUAUAAGUAUAAGAUAUUAUUUGCAAUUAUUGAUAAAAUAAAAAUGAAAUCAUUUAAGAAAUAUUAUUUUUGGAGUAGAAAAUGGAGUAAUACAUUGGAGUAAAACUUUACUCCAUUUUGGUGUUGCACCAUUUUGGAGUAAAAAAUGGGGUAAUACAUUGGAGAUGCUCUUACUUGUAGAUUUUUUUUUUUCUAAGCUUAAUUCAUUCUUUGGUUUUAAACGAUCCUGAGCAAAGUUGUUCUCGCCUUAUAUGCCUCCCUUGUAUGAUAUGUGAUUGUGUGAGUCCAUUUCGAAAUCGGAUGUUAAGUUCGGAAGUUUAAGGCUUGGAAUUCGGGGACGAAUUCCGAUUAACAGGGGAGAAUUGUAACGGCCCGGUUCCUAGCCCAAAAAAAUCUUAAGGAGAGCCCGUUAGGACUGCAGCCCAUUAGGGUUAAUGACCUAGGAUUCCCUCCUUUUCCUAUAAAUGAAGCUGCCUCCUCUUACUUUCUCUCGUUCUGAAACUUGAGCGAAGCUCUGCAGAGAUUUAGAGAGACUAGGAAACGCUAACCGUCAAGCUUCUCUUUUCCGUUUCUCUCUUCUUCUCUCACGCCUCUCUUUCUCUCUCUCUCUCUUUUCUCUUUCCAUUGGAUCUCUUCCUCUCUCCUCGCCGCGAGUCCCCCCGAGAGCAAGCCGAGCCGCCGGUGGGGGUGGUGGUGGUCAUCCAAGUGGUGGUGGGGUGAUCGUCCGAGUGUGGUGAUGGUGGUGGCUGUGUGGUGUUGUGGUGGUGACCAGAUCUCGUCUCUCUCUUGUUUACUUGUUCCAGAUCUGUUCAGAUCUCCUCUCCCUUGUCUAUUGUUUCCAGAUCCGGAUCCAGAUCUAGGCUAAGGUGGAGUGUCUUGAACCCAUCUUGUUCCCAUGUAAUGUAUACUCCUUUAUGUUGGAGUUAGGUUUGAUUAAACUCUGUUUGAGAGUUAGGAUGAUAGAACAUGGUUAUUACUAGGUUGAUAGAUGAAUGGAUCAUGAUGCAUAAGAACCCUCAUACUGUUAAAUGGGACUUAAUGAACUGUCUUGUGUUGUUGUGGUGAUGAUUGAUUGGUAAUGGAUACUUGUAUGUUUGGAUGUGUAGUCCCAUGAGUGGUUUGUGAUUAAAGCUAGGAUGCUAGAAAGAAGUGAAUGCUAAGAUGAUAGAUGACUACUGAUUGUUAAUGAUACUGUAAGUGAAACCUGAGUGUGAUGUGUAUUGUGUGUGACACCGAUAACGGGUGGCGUCUAGUGAAUGAGUUCAAGUACGAGUCUAAGUGUAAAGGAAAGUGAAUGAGAAUGAUAAUGAGAAUGGAUAAGUGAAAGUGAAUAAGGAUGUGAAAGGAUAAGUGAAUGUAUAAGUGAAUAACGUUAAGGUUACGCAUGGGUUGGGAAAUCAUAUAGAGUCUAGAGGGAGUACGUGGGGUAGUAGUUCUACGCUAGGCAUCCAUAGGAGCUGUGGUGGAAUCCACAAGAAUAUGGAGGCACCCAUAGGAGCUGUGGUGGAAUCCACAAGAAUAUGGGGUAGAAGUCUAGCGAGAGCUACCCACGG
Molecule: messenger RNA, 10413 nt
Organism: Brassica napus (rape)
Lineage: Eukaryota; Viridiplantae; Streptophyta; Magnoliopsida; Brassicales; Brassicaceae
Exons: 5
Coding region: 1203-2105 (300 amino acids)
Source: RefSeq, a predicted model, not a curated record